UACCAAUGAGCGCAUGCGCCAGAGAAAAUAUCGUUGAUGAUUCUGAUCAACAUUUCUUUGUACCUAACGCCACCUAAGUGAAACCUUGUAAAGUUUUUUUUGUUGUUUUUCGUUUUUUAAUUUGAUUUUUGUGAUCCUGCAGGACUACCGCCGCACAAGUGGCUUCACAAGCUGGUCACCAGAACAACUAGUUGACCGAAAAAGAAAAGCAUCAUUUUUAUACAAAAGACUGAGCGGGGCAUAUGCUCGUCCUGACACCGUCCCACUCACCACAUUGCUUCAGCCCAGUCGUGGUCGUACGUACGUACAUACGUACCAUCAUCAAAAUCAGGUCUGGCAAAAAUGUACGAUCGGGCUGAAAAAUUAGACAACGUGUAAACAUGACCCGACCGUGAAUCGAAGAAUGGAAAAUGAAAGAAACAAAAAUGAAUCAAAGGUAUUGAAUUAAAAGCUGGUUUUCUGAUUAAGGAAAACGUCUAUGUGUUGUAUUUCAUCGAAUACAAUAGCCCCCGUAAUUCCUCGUGUAGUGAAAAAAAAAAACGGAGCAGACACUCGGUUUUAUUUCAUCGAACACCUUGACUGGGUGAAGAAUCUGGAGUAAUCAAUAACUGCGGGUUAUCAAUCUACACGAGGAAAGAGAAAAAAGCAAAUUUUAUUCGACCAUGAAAUCCAGAUUCCAAGUGCUAAAGAAAUAUAAGCAUCUGAGACCACUGCGGUUGUGAAUUUUUCAAAACUGCACUACGGAACGUACGUUGUAUACACAGCUACCGAAGGUGACAAUCAUCCGCAAUCUGCAGUAGAGGCGCGAUCUGAUUUCAACGAUCAUUAUCAAGGGUAUAGGCACGAGGUAUAUAUGUGUUUAUCACACGCGCGUAUCCCAACUUUGUACCGAAAAAAUAAUCAACAGAUUUGAAAAAAUUUCUUCAUAAACUGUAAAAAAAGAAAGAAAAAACAUUAUAAAACGGUACGACUAUGCAACAGCGCAAAGGUAGUAUUUGGCAGUAUUUUGCCUUUGAUCCCGUAAAUGGUGCAGAAUCGAGUAUGCCUUCGUCAACGAAAAGAGGUGGGCCUCUGAUCGGAGUGAUAGACGUGGGUACCAGGACCGUCAGAUUUGUGGUAUUUAACGCUAAACACGUAGCGGAAGUCGCCUCGCAUCAAAUAGACAUCGAACAACUGAGUCCGCAGGAGGGAUGGGUCGAGCAGGACCCGAAAGAAAUUUUAUUUGCAGUCAAGGCCUGCGUCAAAGAAGUACUCAGGAGAUUUGAAACCCUUGGUCUAUUCAUCUCAGAUAUAGUCACCAUAGGUGUUACCAAUCAAAGAGAAACUACCGUAGCCUGGGACGGUACAACGGGAGAACCAUUAUACAACGCAAUAGUCUGGUCGGAUAUCAGAACCGAUUCAACGGUGGACCAGAUAAUAGCAAAGUUUCCGGACCAGAGUAAAAAUCAUCUUAAACCACUAUGCGGUUUACCAGUGAGCCCUUACUUUUCGGCGUUGAAAAUUAGAUGGAUGAAAGACAACGUUCCGACCGUUUGGAAGGCCGUGAGGGAAAGAAGGUGCAAAGUUGGGACAAUGGAUACGUGGGUGAUUUGGAAUUUAACUGGGGGAAAAGAUGGUGGUCUUUAUAUAACAGAUGUCACGAAUGCCUCAAGAACAAUGCUCAUGAACAUCGAAACCCUUACAUGGGAUCCGACGUUAUGUAGAUACUUCGAUAUUCCAAUGAAGCUUCUGCCUGAUAUAAAGAGCAGCUCAGAAAUCUAUGGGAAAGUCACCAUAGGACCAUUGAAGGGAAUAACGAUAUCUGGGGUAUUAGGCAAUCAGCAAUCGGCACUCGUAGGUCAAAACUGUCUACAACAGGGACAGGCUAAAAAUACAUACAGAAGCGGGUGCUUUUUGCUGUGUAAUACCGGAACUACGAGGGUCCAAUCUUCUCACGGACUGGUGACCACGGUCGCUUAUCAAUUCGGCCCAAAUAGUCUUCCUGUUUAUGCACUCGAAGGAUCAGUAGCGGUUGCUGGAGCAGCUAUAAAAUGGCUAAGAGAUAACGUGAAACUCAUCGAUGAUGUCAAGGAGAGCGAAGAUCUCGCUCAAAGCGUAUUUAGUACGGGAGACGUUUAUUUUGUUCCAGCAUUUUCUGGACUUUAUGCCCCUUACUGGAGAAAAGAUGCAAGAGGGAUAAUAUGUGGCCUUACGGCGUUCACCACUAAACAGCACAUAAUCAGGGCAGCUUUAGAAGCCGUUUGCUUCCAGACACGAGACAUUCUCGAAGCCAUGCAUAAAGACUGUGGUUUUCCAUUGACUAAGUUAAACACCGAUGGUAAAAUGACCACUAAUAAUCUGCUGAUGCAGUUGCAAGCUGAUCUCUGCGGCACUCCCGUCUUCAGAUCAACGAUGCCAGAUAUAACUGCACUUGGGGUUGCAAUGGCAGCAGGGCACGCUGAGGGUGUAAAUGUAUGGGAGUUAGAAGGGGAAGAAGUGGAAACUGUAGCCAGCGAUACGUUCCUGCCAACAACAACACCAGAGGAGAGAGACGCGAGGUAUACAAAGUGGAAAAUGGCGGUGCAGAGGAGCCUUGGUUGGUCGACGAUAAAGAUGUCCGAGCAGAUGACAGAUGAGCGGUACAAGAUGCUUGCGUCGAUUCCAGCGAGUUGGUACCUGAUGACUAGUUUUAUGCUUCUCCGGUUAAGUUAUUUCUUGGGAAAUCGGUGACACUGUGUUGAACGAGACCACAUUGUUGAGUCUACACUGAGCAAUGGCAGUACUUCAGAAAAAUGCCAAAAUUGGUGGCGGGCAGUCUAAUUGAAUUUUAAGAAAAUGCAGAGGAAUUUCACAUCAGGAUUAAAACACCAUGAGAAGAAGAGCAAACCAAUUCUGUCUCGGCACUACGAUCACAAAGUAGAGCAGGGAAUUAAAUUUGUUAAAAUGAAUGGUAGAAGAAAUAUAACAGGAGAAUAAAGAUCCUGAAUUCCUUGAGUCCUUAGGGUUUGGUAAGGUUCUGAAGCGAAAGUAACGACCCCCGUAAAGACAAGUCUGUAGGAUUAUUAGGUAGAUAAAUUAAAUUUCAAACUUUUAAGGAAGGUAUCGAUUUUGUUUUUCUAGUUGAGUGCUUCAUUUGGAGUCACGUGCAUCUCCAUAUUUAGAACAAAUUGUCAGGGAUAUAAAAUCUAGUUUGCAAUCGCAGGAUACGUACUGUCCGAGCUUUACGCCCAUAUUACUAGUCAAAUAAUUGUUACAUUAUCGCUAUCCAAUUACAUACUGCCGUAUCAAAUCAUAUGAGUUUGUAUUAUAAAGACUUUUUCAUGUAUAUAUUAAGUAUAAAAUAAAAAUAAUAGAUAUUCUAAGA
Molecule: messenger RNA, 3343 nt
Organism: Athalia rosae (coleseed sawfly)
Lineage: Eukaryota; Metazoa; Arthropoda; Insecta; Hymenoptera; Athaliidae
Gene: Gk2
Product: glycerol kinase
Exons: 15
Coding region: 973-2709 (578 amino acids)
Biological process (GO): glycerol-3-phosphate biosynthetic process; glycerol metabolic process; triglyceride metabolic process
Cellular component (GO): mitochondrion
Molecular function (GO): glycerol kinase activity
Source: RefSeq, a predicted model, not a curated record